Molecule: messenger RNA, 669 nt
Organism: Cutaneotrichosporon oleaginosum
Lineage: Eukaryota; Fungi; Basidiomycota; Tremellomycetes; Trichosporonales; Trichosporonaceae
Source: RefSeq, a predicted model, not a curated record
GAUGGCACGCUGUGCCAGUACUACGCCUGCCCGGCGACGUCGUGCGUCCCGCUCCCACCCAACCUCUCUUGGCCCGAGGCAGGCUGCAUCCAGCCUCUCGCGAUUGCCGUCCAAAUUGCCCGCCGCGCGGGCCAGCUUGCCCACGCUGCCGUCGGAGUUAUGGGCUGCGGGCCUCUCGGCCUCCUAUGCAUGGCCGUCGCCAAGUCUUACGGCGCCCGCGAGAUCAUCGGCAUCGACCGCGUGCCCGGCCGCGUAGCCUUUGCGCGCAAGUACGCUGCGACGCACUCGGCGGUCAACCCCGAGAAGGACAUGAUGGCCGAGACGGACGGCCAGCGCGUCGCUCACCUCCCCAAGUGGGGCGUCCAGCACGGCCUCGACGUCGUCAUCGACGUCACCGGCGCCGAGCCGUGCAUGCAGCUCGCCGUAGCCCUGCUCCGGCCUGGCGGAACGCUUAUCCUCGCAGGUAUGGGUCGGCCCCUUACCCGCUUCCCCACGCUGGAGGUCGCGUCGAAGGAGCUCAAUGUCAUCGGCUCGCUGCGCUACACGUCGCGUUGCUAUGAGGACGGCAUCCAUCUUGUCGAGCGUGGUCUCGUUAAUCUCGCUCCCAUCGUCACCAAGACCGUACCCCUCUGCAAAGCCGAGGACGCCUUCAAGGCCGCUCGUAACGGC